Messenger RNA from Tilletiopsis washingtonensis, 2996 nucleotides. RefSeq lists its product as hypothetical. Bases 230 to 2818 code for a protein of 862 amino acids. Lineage: Eukaryota; Fungi; Basidiomycota; Exobasidiomycetes; Entylomatales. The transcript has 3 exons. Gene Ontology annotation, biological process: regulation of DNA-templated transcription; DNA-templated transcription. Gene Ontology annotation, molecular function: DNA binding; zinc ion binding; DNA-binding transcription factor activity, RNA polymerase II-specific. The record is from RefSeq and is a predicted model, not a curated record.
CCGCGCACUUCCGGCCCUUCCUUCCCGACCACGCUUUCGCCGCUCCAGCCCGUGCACGCGCCGUCGAGCCUCACUCAUCGCCUCGCUCGCUGCACCUCACUCGGCACGCCGGCGCACGCACCCAUGCCGCCGCACGCCUCGUCCUAGCACCUCUUCAUCUGCGCGCCACUGGCUGGUGCACCCUCGCUCCACCCUCCCAUCCCUGGCCAGGCCCGGCGGGCCCGCCGCCAUGCCGGCGUCGCCGAGCACGUCGUCCGGCGAGGCACGCAAGACGGCCGCCUGCACGCGCUGCUCGCGCCUCAAGGUCAAGUGCGACGGCGGCACGCCGUGUGCGCGCUGCACCAGCGUCGCCGGCGAGGCCGAGUGCUUCUACCGCGUGGCGCUCAAGCGCGGCCCGCCCAAGGGCUGUCCGCCGCGCGGCGGCGUGCGCAAGCACGAGCGCGACGAGCACUCGCAGCCGCCGCAGCAGCAGCAGCUGCGCCGGGCACGCCAGAGCACCAGCAACGAGGAGCAGCGUCUCAGCGAGGCGGCGGCGCGCGAGAGCGAGGCCGCCAGCCACUCGCUGCUCGCGCUUCAGGGCAGCUCCGGCAGCAUCUUCCCGCCGCCGGCCGCACACAGCGAGCACUACGGCCACGUGCCGCCGCACGCGCGUCUUGAGAGCAACGACAGCGCAGCGUCGUACCGCUCGGCGUCGGGCGCCGGGCUGCCGCACCUGCCCUCGUCGGCGUCGAUGCUGGCGACCAUGAACGGCUCCUCGAACGGCGUCUACAUGCCACACCCGCCGAGCAGCGAGCCUGGCGCGGCGUGGGGCUCGGCUGGUGAGUCGCGUCCUGCGAUGCACUCGCCGCCUCGUGCUGUGGUCCCUGCGCCGCCGCUGCCGUACUCGUCUCCGCGCAUUGCCUAUCCCUCGGCUGCCUCGCCGCCGUCCAAUGCCGGACCGAGUGCGCCGUGGAACGGCGUCAUGAAGGCCGAUGCGCUGCCUCCGCUGCCUGCCGAGCGCAUCGCAUCGCCCGUGCGGCCGCCUGGGCCCUACUACGACGCCACAAGCGCGGCGGCAAACCACCUGCUGCACACGCUCGACGAGGAGAUCGAGCGCCGCCUGCUGCAGUACUUUCUCUCCUUCAUCCACUCGCUCUGGCCCAUCUUCUAUGCGCCGACGAUCCACUCGCUUCGCUCGCUGCGCGAGCGGGAGCCUGUGCUCUGGAAGGCCGUCAUCGGCUGUGCGGCUGCAACAGGCGACGCGCCAGAGAACGCCGAGGCGUUCACUGGGUUCGGCACGGCCACCUGGCCGCAGGGCCUGAGCAGCACGCUGAUUGCCGAUGCGCGCCGUUCGCUGCUGCUGGAGGAGGUCGGCAAUCCGCGCAUUGCAUCCUGCCAGGCGCUGCUGCUCGUCACGCUCGUCGAGCUGGGCCACGGGCGAGUCUCUUGCGCCUGGGCGCUGGGCGGUCUCGCCUGCCGGCAGGCGCUGGAUCUUCGCAUCAACGUCGGCGAGGCGGAAAGCGACGGCGCACCGGUCUCGUGGCGCGUCGCCUCGGCCGUGCAGGAGGCCCGGCGCAUGUACUGGGCGGCGUAUGCGCUCGACAAGAUCCUCUGCGCCGUGCUCGAGAAGCCCGUCAUGCUGCGCGCCGCCGAGGCGUCGCAGCCGCUGCCGGCCACGUCGCGCGAGCGCGAUGAGCACGAUCUUUGGCUCAGCCACGAGUCCGAGGCCGCUCGCUUCGUCACGCCCGCGGCGCUUGGAGGCCUGCAGGGCCGCUCGACGCACUCUCUGAGCAACUUCGUCGCCUGGGUCGAGCUGCUGCAGAUCCUCGAGAGCGUCAUCUCCGAUGUCUUCACGCGCCGCGCGGGCCACAGCCGCGGCACUGCACAGGCGUCGCAGAUGAGCCAGAAAGCACGGCUCGUGUCUUGGACAGCACGCCUGCCGCUGCAUCUGCGCUGGUCCAGUCCGACGGCGCGUGCUAUCGGCGGCGAGGACGACGGACGUGCGCAGAGCGGUCAGGGCGAGGUAGCCACGUCGCACCAGCUGACGAUGCGCGCGUGGCUCUGCCUCACGUGCCUGCUCCUGCACCGUCCGCUUGUCUCGGCGCCGAGCGGCGAGCCGCCCAAAGGUGGCAAGGCGACGCUCUCUGCGCAGCAGAAGUCUGCGCUGGACGUCUGCUUCGCUGCGGCAAGCGAGAUCUGCCAGCUCUUCGACGCGUACGAGAGCUGCUACCGCAGCCGCAAGGUGCCCAGCAGCUGGUCGUACCUCAUCUUUUCCGCCGCGACCAUCUUCGCGCCCCUCUCGCGCUCCGGCUCGGCGCUCACGUUUGCGUCGGCGAGCCAGCAGCGCUUUACGCAGUGCAUCGCCACGCUGCAGCGCCUCUCGGAGACGUGGGAGAUCGGCCGCCUGCACGCUCAGAUUCUCAUCUCCCUGGGCGGCAAGUCGCCGCAGGGCCUCAGUCCCGCUCCUCCGCCCGUCGAGGCCAGCGCCGAGGAGCAGGCGGGCGACGAGGCCCAGGAGAUGCUGCCGCCGCCGCCUGCGCUGCCGUACCCGCACGCACAGCUCUCCGCAUCGAACAGCUGGGGCCUCUCGCACGGCGUACCCACCAGCAGCUCCGCCGCCUCGCACCUCGCUGCGCCGCGUGCGCUUGCGUUCGGCCGCGAGGCGCACGACUCGCCGUCGCUGGGCGCGGCUGCGUCGCCGUCGGCGCUUGAGGCGCUUGCCGACGCGGCCUUCAUCCCGGCGCUCGAGGGCACGGACCUCUGGGGCGCCAUGAACUACCCCAUCGGCAUGGACCCGGGCAGCUGGGAGACGUUCAUGAGCAGCCUGGCCCAGAGCUGAGGCUCCCGCAGCGCAUCCGCUUGUUGCGCCGGCGCGCCUGGGCCGGGGCCUUCCUCUUCUUUCAUCCUCGCGUUACCUUUCCUCCUCAUCCAUCUGCUCGCUCGCCCUGCGGCGCAGCGUCGGUCUGUAUUAGUAUACCACAUCAUCCUUAGCGGUCCGCACAUUCAAUGUCCGUCAC